Messenger RNA from Naegleria gruberi, 3405 nucleotides. Its product is annotated as karyopherin beta. Gene Ontology annotation, biological process: protein import into nucleus. Gene Ontology annotation, cellular component: nucleus; cytoplasm. The transcript has 2 exons. Bases 139 to 3405 code for a protein of 1088 amino acids. The record is from RefSeq and is a predicted model, not a curated record. Gene Ontology annotation, molecular function: nuclear import signal receptor activity; small GTPase binding. NCBI's taxonomy places the organism in Eukaryota, Heterolobosea, Eutetramitea, Acrasida, Naegleriidae.
UAACCCUCUGAUUUUUGCUUGUUUCAAAGCUUUGCUUAGUUUUGGUGAAGAAAAUAUAGCAAUAUAAUCACACAAUAUUUAAUUACAACAACAACAACAAUUAUUUAUAUACUGUAAAAAUUAAUAGGAAUAUCCAUCAUGUCUAACCUCCAAGAAUUUGAACAAGUUAUUGCCAAUAUCCUCUCUCCGGACAAUAACAUUAGAAACCAAGCAGAAGCAUAUUAUAAUAGCACCAAGUCUAACCCAGAUUUGUGUGUUGGUUCAUUGGUUCAAUUACUUCGCUCAUCACAACAUAUCCACGUAAGAGGUCUUGCUUGUGUUCUCUUGAGAAAAGUCAUUACUAAAACCGAAGAAUCUCUCUUCCCUCUCUUAUCACCACAAGUACAACAAUUGGUUAAAUCCGAAUUACUCCAAGCAUUGAGACAAGAAACUGUUUCCCAUGUUAGAACUAAAUUAAUUUAUACAAUUUCUGGGUUCGUUUCAGGAUUAAUAGAAGAUAAUCAAUACCCAGAAUUCCUUCCAACAAUUUUCACUUGGGCCACUGACCAAAACCCAACACUCAGAAGUAGUGCUAUGGGUAUCUUCACUCAAUUAUCAACUUAUUUAUUGGAUAAGGGUUUGGAACCAUAUCUUCAACAAAUCUUCGAGUUGGUUAGAAAUUGUUUGCAAGACUCUGAUAACCGUGUUACUCUUGAUGCUUUUGAAGCUUUAUGUUCAGUUGUCACUGUUAUUGACAAAUCUAAGACACCAGCCUUUUCCGCUUGUAUUCCUCAUCUUUUGAGUAUUCUUGCUGCUCAAUUGAAUAAUAAUGAUUUUGAAACAGCUGCAAAUUGUGUUGAACAAUUAAUUGAAGUUGCUGUCUCUCAAUCAUCCUUCUUCAAAUCAUAUGCUUCCGCCGUUGUCACUGCCAUGUAUCAAAUUGGUAGCACUCCUCAAAUUGAAGAUAGUGUUAGACAUUUGGCUAUUGAAUUUAUGAUUUCAUACUCCGAAGCUUCACCAAGUGUUGUCAGAAGAAUUCCAAACUUUGUUGAAAAUCUUUUACCAUUAUGUAUGAAUCUUAUGUUGGAUAUUGAACACGAAGAAAAUGAAUGGUCAAAUACCUAUGAAGAUGAUGAUAAUGAACUCACCAAUUAUGAUGUUGGUUUGGAAUCAUUGGAUAGAUUGGCUUUGUCAGGUGUUAAUCCUGAACAAGUUGCUACUGUUGCUUUCAAAUAUAUUCCAGAAUUCAUUAAUAAUGCUAACGAUUGGAGAUACAGACACACUGGUUUGAUGGCUAUUUCUCAAACUGCUGAAGGUUGUAACGAACAAUAUGCUAAAUAUUUGAAGGAAAUUGUUCAUAUGAAUGUCAAACUUUUCAGUGACCCACAUCCACGUGUUAGAUAUGCUGCUAUUCACUGUGCUGCUCAAUUAUCUACCGAUUUUGCUGGACAAAUUCAAUCCGAAUAUCAUAGCUUGAUUGUUCCUGCUUUGCUCCAAGGUAUGAGUGAUCAAAUUCCAAAGGUUCAAUCCCAUGCUGCUACUGCCAUUGUUAACUUUGUUGAUGAUUGUGAAAGCAAGUAUGUCCACAUUUAUCUCGAUAGCAUUCUUUCCAAGUUGCUUGACUUGUUGAAGACUGGUAGAAGAUUUGUUCAAGAACAAUCUCUCUCUGCUAUUUCAGCUGUUGCCGAUUGUGCUGAAAAUCUUUUCAUCAAUUAUUAUGAUUUCAUCAUGCCUUUCCUCAAGGAAAUUUUGUGGAACGCUACUGGUAAAACUGAACGUGUUUUGAGAGCUCGUGCUAUUGAAUGUGUUAGUUUGAUUGGUGUUGCUGUCGGUAAAGAAAAGUUCGGAAAUGAUGCUCGUCAAAUUAUGGAAGUUUUGAUUAAUACCCAACAACAAACUCUCGAUUCCGAUGAUCCAAUUGUUCAACAUCUCCAUCAAGCUUAUACAAGAAUUGCUAAGUGUCUUGGUGAAGAUUUUGUUCCAUAUCUUGGUUUCACUGUUCCUCCACUUUUGAAGUCUGCUGCUAUUGAGCCUGAUGUUACUAUUUCUGAUGUUGAUGGUUCAAAUGAAGGCGUUGAUGAAGAAGGUGUUGAAUCUGUUACUCUCUCAAUUAAGGGUGUUGGUGAUAAGGUUAUUAGUAUUAGAACUUCAACAUUGGAAGAAAAGCAUUUGGCUUGCUCUUGCCUCUACUCUUAUGUUGUUGUCAUGAAAGAUGCCAUGUUGCCAUAUAUCAAGGAAAUUACUGAUAUUAUGGUUCCUCUUCUCAAGUUCCCAUACUUAGAAGAUAUCAGAGAUGUCAGUGCUACUAUUAUGCCAAAGUUGAUCAAGGCUGUUAAGCUUGCUGUUCAAAAAGGAAAGACUCAACCACAAACUCUUAAGGGUCUUUUGGACUUUAUUAUUUUGCAUAUCGUUCCUGCUCUUAAAGUUGAACCUGAAGUCAAGACUGCUGUUACUCUUACUGAAUCAUUGAACGAUUGUAUUGUUGAAGUUGGUGAAAACUGUAUGACUAAGGAACAAGUUGAAGAAUGUUGUGAAAUUCUCAAGAAUAUCUUGCUUCACGGUUUGGCUAGAAAGCAAAGCAUUCUCACUGAACAAGAACAAGAAGAAGAUGACGAAGAACAACUCAGACUUGAUGACGAAUGUGAAUUGGAAGAUCAAUUAUUAACUGGUGUUUCUGAAUUUGUUGGAACAAUGAUGAAGACACAAAAACAAACCAUUUGGGAACCAUUCAUGAAUCAUCUCUGGGAUACAUAUAGAGUUAUGGUUCAAGAUCAAAACUCACCUGAGGAACAAAGAAUUUCAUUGUGUGUUUUCUGUGACUUCAUUGAACAAGGUGAACAAGUUGCUCUCCAACAUUUGGACUAUAUUUUGAAUCUUUUCGUCAAUUUUGCUCCUUCAGACAAUCCAGAAGUUAGACAAGCUGCUGUAUAUGGUUUGGGUGCUUGCUCUAAACAUGGAGGUCCAUUAUUCAAUCAACACGCAGAAAAUAUUGCUGGUCUUUUGAAGUCAGUUAUAGAAAGAGAAGAUGCUCGUUUCCUUGAAUGUGCUGCUGCUACCUGUAAUGCUUUGAGUGCUUUAUUCAAAUGUGUGACAUCAAGACAAGUUUCUCAAGCAGAUAAUUUCAUACAAUUUUGGUUCAAGAGUUUACCAGCUGCUGGUGAUAUGAUCGAAGCUAGAAUUGUUCACGACAACCUUAUUAACCUUGCUAAACAAGGUAAUCAACUUAUCUUCAGUGAUUUGACACAUCUCUUCCGUGUAUUUGCUCGUAUUCUUGAUACUGAAGCCAUAAGUAUGGAAUCACAAAUUACAAGUAUUCAAAUGAUUAAGCAAAUGCAACAACAACAACCACAAGCUGUCCAACAAGCUCUUUCUCAAUUAUCUCAAGAAGAAGCUAACAGACUUAUCUCAAUUGUGUCUAAAAAUUAA